Molecule: messenger RNA, 1482 nt
Organism: Saccostrea echinata
Lineage: Eukaryota; Metazoa; Mollusca; Bivalvia; Ostreida; Ostreidae
Exons: 1
Coding region: 1-1440 (479 amino acids)
Source: RefSeq, a predicted model, not a curated record
AUGAACUUGACGAAAACAUAUGGUCCAGGUUUUGGAGAUUUCUCACACAAUCAGUUCAGAGAAAUACCACAUGUACGAAAAUUAGGAUUUACGAAUAUCUUUGAUGUGGGAAAACUAUUUGACUUCGGAUUUGACGUGAGAUAUAAUCCUCUGAUAUGCAACUGUAGAAUUGCUAAGCCGGUAAUGUUUUUUAAGGCAUACAUUGACAUUAUGGAGAGGGAUUACUUUAUAACCUGUGGAUCUCCAGAUGCUUUCCGAGGAAGAACUAUUCCAAGCAUCAUUGAUGAGGAACAAAUAACAGACUUGAUUUGUAAUGAUACUUCAAAACCUGUGUGUCCUCCAGGAUGUUCUUGUAUUAAAAAACCAUGGAUCACGAGUCUUAGAGAGCGAAAAAUGAAAUUAAUACUUCAUAUGAACUGUACAGGAGCUGGACUAAAACGACUUCCUCAUAUUCUUCCCAAUAGUGAAGAAAUUGAGUUCUAUUUGAGAGGGAAUCCAAUGAAAGAAAUAACAAAGGAAUAUUAUUUGGAACGAGUCACUGUUCUUUACUUACCAUUUAUACCUUCUUUUGAAAUGGAAGCCCUGGAAAACCUUACUCAUCUGAGGGUGUUCUCUAUUCCAAGGUCCCGACAAGUCCAUGGAAUUCCUCGUAUACUUUCUUUCUUGGAUCCGUGCGUAUUUCUUCAGAGGGGGAAUUUCGUUAUGAAUUGCACUUGCUCUCAUUUUUGGAUGUAUAAUUGGAUUAAAACAAAACAAGCUGACAAUUGCACGUCAUAUUCCUUUAAUUGCUUAAAAAGAGAUGGUGAAGAUCUAUUGACAACUUAUAUUCCCAAUCUUGAUUGCAGGAACUCUAAUCAAGAUCAUACAUGUGUCCUCCUAUUGUCAGGUUCUUCAGCAUUUGUGUUUACAUUCAUCCUAACUAUUUUAGCUUGUAUCUGGAAGUUUGAAUUCAGGGUCAUUCUUAGAUCUAGACGAAUAUGUACGAUGUCAAAGAAGACUCUGGACGAGGAUUGUGUUGUUUACUUGUCAUAUGACGAAAAGAUCAAAGAUUUAAAUUCCUGGCUGAUUAAGAGACUCGAACCUUUUUUGACAAGAAAUUAUUUGAGUGCAUUCAUCCCGUCACGUGACUUACCUCUGGGCUGUAUUAGAUCGGAGGAGAGGGCAUGGCAAAUAUCAGUCUCUAGGUACUAUAUCAUAUUUCUGUCUGUCGACUAUUUCGACGAGGACUCUUUACAGACACAGAAUGACUGGAAGUGUAUCUGGAACAGUUACUUGUCUGACUCUAGGAAGGAAUUAGUGGUCAUAAACUAUGAUUUGAUGAAGACGACUGAUGUUCCCUGUAACACAUUUAGGGCAGUCAUGCGCUUUGGCAGUGUUGUGGAUUUUGCUUCAGGAGAAAAGAAAAUAUUUUCUCAGAUAUCGAAAAAGUUUCUUAAUUAAUCGCGAGAUAUUUUUUAUGCAAUUAAUUUCACGAACUAAGUA